CACAGCGAACGCAGUUAGUUUUUUGUGCGAAUCUUAGACGGAGUGUCGCAAACCACGAUCCCUAGUGGUGGGCCACCAUGGAGCGAUACCUGCGGUUCUACAUCAAGUUUCAGGGCUACAUGAUCGGUGUGUUCACGUUGGUGUUUUCGGUGCUCAUCACUAUGGUCAUCUUCAACACGAACAACUUCACCUACCCGUUGGAGUACUACUACAACUACCGCUUCAUGGGCGCCGUAGCAGUCCUGCUGGGCGUGAUGUGGUUCGGGGCUGGGGCCGCCUUCCUGUACGGUGUUUACCGCGAGUCCAAGCAGUGCCUGUUGCCGUUCGCGCUACUGUACCUGAUCGAUCUGUUUCUGAUCGCGAUCCGAGACAUCCUUAUGUUGUGGCACGACAAACGUUUCUACUCGAUGGUGUUUACAAACUUGCCCUCUGCGUUUGUAACGUUGUACAUCACUUGCUACCUGCUGAUGACGUUGAUUGCCCUCUCGCGACUGUUCAGUACCGAUCCGAAGCCGGAGCCGGGCUCCAACUUUAUUCGGUUCAACAACGGCAUCCAGAACCCGAUCACGGUCGAGGAAGAAGCGGACGAGCUUCUAGUAGAAUAAGGCUAGUCAUUGGGCCGGGCUUCCAUUAAAUUAAUUCCUCCAUUUUGAGCAGUUAGAUCUACCGAGUGGAAGGCUUCCAAGAACGCGUUAGCGCUAGAUUGCAGCUUGCGAGGCUUGCGUCGAAAUCGUUAUCAACAGGCGGCGACGUGUUUACUGCUCACAACUACCACAUACCGUUCUCACGAUUGAUAGCGUUAAAUACAGUGGCCUCAGUGGUACCCAAACUAGGGGCCCAGUAAACAAACGAUCCCCGUUGU
This is a messenger RNA of Anopheles bellator, 862 nucleotides long. RefSeq lists its product as uncharacterized. The transcript has 3 exons. The record is from RefSeq and is a predicted model, not a curated record. Lineage: Eukaryota; Metazoa; Arthropoda; Insecta; Diptera; Culicidae. The coding region runs from base 78 to 605 and encodes 175 amino acids.